GAGGUGCAAACACAGAAAUGUGUUUUGGGUUCCACCUCAGUUGAGAAACCGAUCCAUGAGAGGUGAACAGACGAACCAAACGCUGAUGAAUGACGGGUCAAUUUACGGCACAAAGGGUUAUGUGGGCAGCAGGCCGAUCAAAGUACUCCAGACAUCCCUCUCACCAGUGACGCUUUCCAGCUCCUCCUGGGGAAUCCUUGGGCAUUCCCAGGCCACAUGAGACAUGUAAUCCCUCCAGCAUGUUCUGGGUCUGCCCAGGACCUCCUACCAGUUGGACGUGCCCAGAACACUUCUAAUGGAAGGUGCCCAGGAGGAUCCUGAUCGGAUGCCCGAACCAACUCAACUGACCGUUUUCGACGUGAAGGAGCAGCGGCUCUACUCCUCACCCUAUCUCCAAGGCUGAGCCAAGCCACUCUAUGGAGGAAACUCAAUUUGGCCGAUUGUACCUACAAUCUCAUUCUUUCAGUCACGACCCAGAGCUCAUGACCACAGGAAACGCAGACCUCUUGUCGAGUCCUGCUGUUUGUUUUCAUCAGAUUGUAAUGCUUUUAGCAGCUUCUGACUGUGUGACAGAGGGACGCUGCUGGACACGUCAGCCCUGCAAGAUAAAGGCAGCUGAAGAUCGACUGUACGCUGAGGUGGAAACAUGCUGACUGGUUACGCUGGCUGAUGGACAUAUUUAACUAAGCUAACCUGCACUGCUGUGAUGAUGGUGAAACUGUGAGAUAACUGUGCAUCAUUGAAGCGUGUGGAACAUCUGGACGGACAGAAGCUGAACCUGCAUCAUGAGAACAACUAGAGGAUCUUAACCACCAGCUUGAUUUCAGUGACGAUGGACCUGAGGAACGCCCCCUCUUAAUGUCAGCAGAGACCAUCAUGGAUGAGUUAGACAUCGGAGAAGAUGGCAGGAAAGACACGUCGGCGGCCCAGCCAGGAUUCCCCCAGGCGGACUCAGCUCUGUUCUACCCCCCUCCUCGGUCCCCGGACCCGGUCAGCCCGCUCACUCACCUGGGGACUCUGCUGGCGGGACACGACGCACCGAGGACGGCCGGAUGGGACAGUAGACUGGACCUGGGGCUUCAAGGCUGUCAGUUACUGGGAACAACGAGGGAACCAGGAAGAGAAGCUCAUGCAGACCAGAGUGUCACCAUCCUGCACGCCAAGGUCGCUCAGAAGUCCUACGGCAAUGAGAAAAGGUUCUUCUGCCCUCCUCCCUGUGUUUACAUCAGCGGUCACGGAUGGAGAGUCAUGCAGGACCAUCUGAAAGCUGCUGGCUAUGGAGACUCUGUGUAUCGAGUGUGUGGUUACAUGUGUCUGGACAGUUCCAGUCAGUCUCAGGCCGACACAUUCAAACUGGUCUUCGAUGAGCAGCCAAACUCCAGGAUGUUUGCCUGUGCCAAGUCGCUGUUCAUCUCUGAUCAGGACAAGAGGAAACAUUUCUGUCUGCUGCUGCGACUCUUUUUGGGCAACAGACAGGAAGUGGGUUCGUUCCAGAGCAGGAUGAUCAAAGUCAUCUCCAAACCGUCUCAGAAGAGACAGUCCAUGAAGAACGCCGACCUGUGUAUCUCGUCGUGCUCCAGAGUAGCUUUGUUCAACCGUUUACGCUCACAGACGGUCAGCACGCGUUACCUCUCAGUGGACAGAGGAGCCUUCAUCGCCAGCGCCAGACAGUGGACAGCCUUCACCAUCACCCUGGUGGAGGACCAGCGUGCUGACCAAGGGGACUUUGUGCUGAGCGAAGGCUUCAUCUGUUACGGCUAUGUGGUCCAGUUAGUGUGCACCGAGUCUGGAGUAGCUCUGCCACCCAUGGUUAUUCGUAAAGUCAACAAGCAGCACGCCAUCUUAGACGUGGAUGAGCCGGUCUCUCAGCUCCACAAGUGUGCCUUCCAGUUCAGAGACAAUCCACACACAUACUUAUGUUUAUCCAAUGACACCAUCAUACAGUACCAGGCACCGUCCAAUGUCAGAGACCCAAGCAGGGUGGUGCUGAACGACGGCUCCUGUUGGACCAUCAUCGGAGUGGAAGCAGUGGAAUUCACCUUUAAUCAGGGUCUUGCCUGCAUCCAGACACCGGUCACUCCUUUCCCUGUUAUCACUGGGUUAGAGGUGAAUGGUGGAGGACAUGUUGCCAUGUUGGAGAUCAACGGAGAAAACUUCAGCCCUCAUCUCAAAGUCUGGUUUGGAAACAGUGAGGCUGAGACGAUGUUUAAGUCUCCCAAAUCUCUCCUCUGUGUCGUUCCUGAUGUCUCCGUGUUUAGUGAUGGCUGGCGCUGUCUGCGCCGCAUCAUCACCGUCCCUCUGUCUCUCAUCCGAUUGGAUGGCCUGAUCUAUCGCACGUCCUUCAGUUUCACCUACACCCCUGAGCUCCAGCCACCGCCAUCCGUCCGAGGAGCAGCGGGAGGAGGGAAGAGAGAGGGAGGCAUGGAUGGAGACCAGCAGGACGACAUCCUGUUAGAGACCAUCCAUCAGGAGUUCACCAGAGCCAACUUCCACCUCUUCAUGCAGAGUUAGACUCCCUGUCUGUCACCUGGAGACAGAGGUGGAGCCCUCAGGUGAAUGUUUGGAGCAAAGUCUGGUUAUCUGAAAGAAACUGAUUUUUAUUGUUGUGGAUCACUGCUGCUCCUGAGUCAAAGAACUGUGUGUAAAUUCUGGACCACAAUCUUCCCUCUUUGUCUUCUUAAUAGUUCAUGUUCAUUGGAUUAAAAUAUUCUGUGGAUAUGAUGGAAAAUCAGAUUAAAAAACUAACUGUGAAUUGUGCAGGCUGGAAAAAACAGUUAUUUGUCCACGAUAGUAAACAAGGUGUCAAAAUUCAGUCCAGAUCACACCAGUUCCUC
This is a messenger RNA of Epinephelus moara (kelp grouper), 2834 nucleotides long. It is a transcript of the gene rbpjl, whose product is annotated as recombination signal binding protein for immunoglobulin kappa J region-like. Gene Ontology annotation, cellular component: nucleus. Gene Ontology annotation, biological process: regulation of transcription by RNA polymerase II. The record is from RefSeq and is a predicted model, not a curated record. Bases 859 to 2511 code for a protein of 550 amino acids. NCBI's taxonomy places the organism in Eukaryota, Metazoa, Chordata, Actinopteri, Perciformes, Serranidae. Gene Ontology annotation, molecular function: DNA-binding transcription activator activity, RNA polymerase II-specific; RNA polymerase II cis-regulatory region sequence-specific DNA binding. The transcript has 17 exons.